Molecule: messenger RNA, 2447 nt
Organism: Daucus carota subsp. sativus
Lineage: Eukaryota; Viridiplantae; Streptophyta; Magnoliopsida; Apiales; Apiaceae
Product: long chain acyl-CoA synthetase 4
Exons: 19
Coding region: 167-2134 (655 amino acids)
Biological process (GO): fatty acid metabolic process
Cellular component (GO): membrane; endoplasmic reticulum
Molecular function (GO): long-chain fatty acid-CoA ligase activity
Source: RefSeq, a predicted model, not a curated record
ACAAAAGAGAAUGGUGUCCGCAAAAUCAGAAAAGUAAUAAACAAAUCCGAAUAUGUCCUCCCUAUAUCGUCUCCGCUCUGGUUAAAUAUACUCACCAUCACCCUUCAAUUACCUCACACCAACAUAUAUAUAAUCUCACUUGCUCUCACACACAACCACCGAUCCGAUGGCGAAUAUCAAGAGAUAUAUUGUUCAAGUUGAGCCGGCCAAGCCAUCGGAAGACGGCAAGCCGGCGAUGGGACCGGUUUACCGGAGCACCUUCGGCGUCGAGCCUCAUAUUCCUGGAAUGGAGAGCUGCUGGGACAUUUUUCGCAUGUCGGUGGAAAAGUAUCCUGAUAAUCCAAUGCUUGGUCACCGUGAGAUUGUGGACGGGAAGCAUGGAGAUUAUGUGUGGCUUACGUACAAACAAGUGUAUGACAUGGUGAUGAAAGUUGGGAAUGCCAUUCGCAGUUGUGGUGUUGAAAAGGGAGGAAGAUGCGGUAUAUAUGGUGCCAAUUCCGAGGGGUGGAUUAUUAGCAUGGAGGCUUGUAAUGCUCAGGGUUUAUACUGUGUUCCUUUGUAUGACACCUUAGGUGCCAGUGCUGUGGAAUUUGUCAUUUGCCAUGCUGAGGUUUCUAUUGUUUUUUCUGAAGAAAAAAAGAUUACUGAGGUGUUUAAAACAUUUCCGAAGACAGCAGAGUACGUAAAAACAAUUGUAAGCUUCGGAAAAGUUACUUCAGAACAAAGGGAAGAAGCUGCGAAGCUGGGUGUAGCAAUAUAUUCUUGGGAUGAAUUCUUAGUUUUGGGAGAUGGUAAACACUAUGAGCUACCUGUGAAAAAGAAGAGUGACAUAUGUACGAUAAUGUACACAAGUGGAACUACAGGUGAUCCUAAGGGUGUCUUAAUUUCCAACAACAGCAUUGUUACCAUUGUAGCUGCGGUGAAUCGCUUCCUACAGGGUGUGAAUGAACCCUUAACAGUAAAUGAUGUAUAUCUUUCGUAUCUUCCACUGGCUCAUAUAUUCGACCGGAUAAUAGAAGAGUGCUUUAUCAGUCACGGGGCACAAAUAGGAUUUUGGCGUGGGGAUGUCAAGCUGUUGGUCGAAGACAUUGGAGUGCUAAAGCCAACUGUCCUGUGUGCUGUUCCUCGAGUUUUAGAUAGAAUAUAUUCUGGUUUGACACAAAAGAUAUCUUCAGGCGGUUUCUUAAAGAAUAUCUUGUUUAAUGUUGCGUACUCAUACAAAUUACUCGGCAUGAAUAAUGGGCAUAAACAUGAAGAAGCAGCUCCACUUUUUGAUAAAUUUGUAUUUGAUAAGGUUAAGCAAGGCUUGGGAGGUAAAGUAAGGCUCAUUUUAUCUGGGGCAGCUCCUCUGGCAAAUCAUGUAGAAUCUUACCUGAAAGUGGUGACGUGCUCCCAUGUUCUUCAAGGAUAUGGCCUCACAGAAACGUGCGCAGGGUCAUUUGUGUCAAUACCAAAUGAGCAGACUAUGCUGGGUACAGUAGGCCCCCCAGUACCUAAUGUGGACGCACGUCUAGAAUCUGUGCCAGAAAUGGGUUAUGAUGCUCUUUCAAGCACUCCACGUGGAGAAAUAUGCAUAAGAGGGGAGACUUUGUUUUCAGGAUAUUACAAACGAGAAGACCUCACAAAAGAGGUCUUGGUUGAUGGAUGGUUCCAUACAGGGGAUAUUGGUGAGUGGCAACCAAAUGGAGCUAUGAAAAUAGUUGACCGCAAGAAGAACAUAUUCAAGCUUGCACAAGGAGAAUAUGUGGCAGUAGAAAAUUUAGAGAAUAUAUAUGGUCUUGUUGCUGCCAUUGACUCAAUAUGGGUAUAUGGGAAUAGCUUCGAGUCUUACCUUGUUGCUGUAGUGAACCCGAAUAUGCAAGCAAUUGAGAGUUGGUCUAAUGAAAAUGGUCUAUCUGGGGAUUUUCAUUCCCUUUGUCAAACUGAGAAGGUGAAAGAAUAUAUACUUGGAGAGCUAUCGAAGAUUGGAAAAGAGAAAAAGUUGAAAGGAUUUGAAAUCAUUAGGGCUGUUCACCUAGACCCUGUCCCAUUUGACAUGGAUCGCGACCUGAUCACUCCUACAUUUAAAAAGAAAAGGCCUCAGAUGCUUAAAUAUUAUCAGAAUAUCGUUGACAGUAUGUACAAGAAGAAGUAAUUUCUCUGCCCAGGGGCACAGUGUUAACAUCCCUUUAUUGCCUGCAGACUGUACAGAUCCUUCGCUUCUAUGUCCAGUAAUCAGACUAAAUCAGAAAUUGUACAAUUCAAUGUUGUACUUUUGCUUGAUAAUCAAUUAAUUCACUAAAAUUUGUUUCAAGAACUGCAGCAAAGAUGCAUAAAAACAAUAUGAGGUACUUUAUUAUUUUCUAAAUUUGCGGGUGCUAAGUUACCUGCAUGAUUGCAUGAUGUAUACAUGUGGCGAGUUAGAAUUUAUAUUCUACAGAGUAACAUGCAAAAUAGUUUGCUGGUGA